CCUCUCCUCUUCACUUCCUGUGUUGCGCUGCUGCCGCUGCUGUUUCUCACUUGUAAACAUGGCGACCGCUGGAGCCGCUGGAGACGACCUGCGGAAAGAGCUCACAUGUGCAAUUUGUUUGGACUUUUUCAAGGACCCCGUCAUACUGAAAUGCGGCCACAAUUUCUGUCGCUUUUGCAUCUGCAUGCACUGGGACGAAAAUGGCGGAGACUACGGCUAUCAGUGUCCCCAGUGCCGAACGGUGUUCAACAAGAGGACGUUCACGAAAAACUACCUGGUGCAGAACCUAGUGGCCAAACUGGACGACCUGGAGUGUCUGGGGUCUUGUCCGCCACCCUCCAAGCCCGUGAAGAUAGAUGGAAAGUGUGAGCAGCACGGCGAAGAGCUGAAACUGUACUGUCAAACCGAUAAGAGACCCAUCUGUGUGGUCUGCAGGGAAUCCAGAGCACACAGACACCAUGAGGUGGCACCAGUGCCUGAAGUUGUGAAUGAAAUGAAGAUGGAGCUGAAGCUGAGGCAAAUGGAGCUCAACUGGCAUAAGUCUAAAUGUGUAAAAGUUCUGACGGCUGAUGAGCGAACCAAAAGUGAAGUUAGGUUGAAGAAGCAGAGACUUAAGGAGAAAAUUGAAGCAGAUGUUGGCGCGUUGGUCCAGUUCUUGCUAGAUGAGAGAGACUCCUUGCUCGAUGCCUUGGAUGCAGAGGAAGUGGCCACCAUGGCAGUCAUAGAUGACAACUUGAAAAUUGUGGAGACAGAAGUAGCAACUGUGGACAAAGCUAUUGCUGAUAUCCACAGCCACGUCAAUGGGAAAACAAGCUUUGAGAGCCUUUCUCAGACAUUCAAUGAAGUGAUCCACUGCAAGCCGUUCACAUCUCUGGAGCCAGUUAAUUGUCAGACUGAAUUUACAGACUUCUCAGGGCCCUUUCAGCUCAUCAUGUGGAAGAAGAUGAUGCACGUGCUGCACACCAUGCCUCAGAACCUCACUUUGGACCCAGACACUGCUCACCUGAACCUGCUUAUCUCAGACUUUGACACCAAAGUGGAGGAGGGCCUCGUUCGUAACCAGGAGCCGGACCUGCCGGCCCGCUUCAACCGUUUCUGCGGCGUCCUCGCCACGGCCCAGUACGCCGGCGGCCAGCACUACUGGGAGGUGGACGUGAGGGACAAAGGUGUGUGGUACCUGGGGGUCACCACGGAGUGCAGCAACAGGAAGGGCUUCGUCAACCUCACCCCCUCCUCCGGUUACUGGAGCCUGUGCCUGCAGGACCGGCUGUACGCCAACGGGGAGGACGGCCGCAUCCCGGUCGCCGACUACUGGAACUCUCCGCGCGUGGGCGUGUACCUGGACUACGACAACGGGCGCCUCAGCUUCUACGACGCCGUGACGAUGAAGAGACUGUACAUGUUUGACACCUGCUUCGAGGAGCCCGUCUACCCUUUUUUCAGCCCGGGGAAGAACGAUCCUGGCAGCAGGCUGCAAAUAUGCCACUAUUACUGAAGCUGAGGUUCGAGGAGCGGUUACAUUUAGUUUUCGAGGAGUAAACUCAUGCCAGUGUGUUUCAGAUUUUUGCCAUUGGCGAGGCUUUCUCUCAUAGACCAGGUUGGAGUGACUCUUAGAGCGUGUUACUGUAUGCUUCCCAGCUGUUACUUGUCGGUCUUACUGCUGUUAGAUGAUAAGGUUUACAUUCAAGUGUCGUCACACUGAAAGGAAAUUUGCUAUUUUUCCAAGUUAGACACACACUGUAGGCUCACACCCCCGGCUAUUGUGGCCGGGGGUUUGCAGAGGUGCUCUGCUCUCUGUAUCACUGUGUCUGCUGGGUCGCAGAUGCCUCAGAUGCUCUGUGAUGGGAGCGCGUACAUCUCUUAUUGUACUAGCAACCAUGAUGCCAUACGACUGUACGCUACAUUAACUCAUGUUGGUUUAAGCCAGACAAACUCUACUGUUGCCUUGUUGGGCAGAUCUUGGAUUUGACGUAAUUAUCACAUUGAUACUUGUUAAUAUUCCCUCUUUACUUUGAUUCUGAAGAACGGUCAGAUUCAGCUCUGACGAUGACUAAACGUUCUAGCAUUAAAAUCUUAAGGGUGGCUAUUUUACUGACCUUUUUAAAAUGAGUCAAAGCCCCAUUUUUAGAUUAUUGCACAUUGCCACAUAUGGACUAAAGUUCUCUCUUUUUUAUUAUCAUUAUUAUUAUUAUUAUUCCAGGUCAUUUUGAGACUUAAUUUUAUUUAGACCAAAGGAUUUAAGUCUUGUCAUUUUUGUUUUUGAUUGAUAAUAAAACCGUUUUAUCAGUCAAUGUGUGAAUAAGCUGAUAUAAGACAAACAGUCUUAACUGUGUAAUUUAAUAAGCUUUGCAGCCAUGUCGGGCUUCAUAGAUGGGUUUUACAUUCCAUCAACAAAUACUCAGAGCGACGUCAUGGUGGACCUGACUGAAAAGCAGUCGAGCACCGAGUGAAAGCUUUAUUUUCCUUUUUUUUUUGUUGUUGUUGUUUUUGUUUUUCAUGAAUACCCGGCAGCAUUUCUUCAGUUGUAUUAUUUUAACUGGUCCUGCUUUACAGUAUCAAUCCAGUUAAGUUGUUGCAAACAUUUUGAGUCUGAUAUACAUAUUUCUGGUUUUGUAACGUUUUUGAUCAGUUAAUGCUGUUUUGAAUGUAAAAAUACACGUAUCUGGAUGUUUAUAUAUAUAUAUUUUUUUCUUUCAUACACUACAUUUUAUGAUUAUUAUUUUUAAAGAUUAUUAUGAUUUUAAUGCUUUUAUUUUAACAUCUUAAAGGCCUCAAAUAACUUCAAGUGAGAUGACUUUUUUUUUGUUUUGUUUUAAAUGACAAUAGUGAGGAGCAGAAAGUUCUGACUCUUCCCGUCGAUUUUCUUUCCGAAUCAAAACUAUUCCGUUCUUCAUAUUUGAGUACUUGGUGUUAAACGUUUUGUCUGAAACUGUGCCUCAUUCAAUACAUAAUUUUCAUUAUUGAAUUUCAUCCAUUUGUCCAGCUUAGCAGGUUUGAGGUUUGUACUUGUGGCUUGGGGAGGAGAAAUAAUUUGAAGUUUCCCGUUUCUGGGACAGUCACCUGCUAUAAAUGUGCUCAGUUUUUCUCAGACAAUGACAUUAAAAGAGGAAAAACUUUAUUCCUGAUUAUUUUUUUUUAUUAUUAUUAUUUUUUAAUACUAUUCACUAAAGUCAGUGUGUACUGUAUGUCUACUGUUGUGGGUGGGUGUACUAAAUAACACAUACUGUAUAAUUCCA
This is a messenger RNA of Mugil cephalus (flathead mullet), 3236 nucleotides long. RefSeq names its product tripartite motif containing 47 (gene trim47). Gene Ontology annotation, molecular function: zinc ion binding; protein binding. NCBI's taxonomy places the organism in Eukaryota, Metazoa, Chordata, Actinopteri, Mugiliformes, Mugilidae. The transcript is spliced from 8 exons. The record is from RefSeq and is a predicted model, not a curated record. The coding region runs from base 59 to 1495 and encodes 478 amino acids.